ACACAAUCACAUGUCUAUUGUCCUAUCCUCCCAAAACUUUCACACUUUCUCUCUCUUUCUCUCUCACAUAUAUUGUGUCCAAUCGUCCCAAAACUCAUAUGGACUCUCUCUCUCUCUCUCUCUCUCUCUCUCAUACACAUAUAUAUUUUGUGUCCUAUCGUCCCAAAACUUUCACGCGCUCAUCUCUCCCAGAAGAAAGAGGCCUGUAUUCGAGGUCCUGAAGAGAAAAGAGGACAGGGUGGAGGAAGACAAUGAAGGUGAUAGAAAAGAUCAGAGAAGCUUCAAAGGAAGAACACAAAGUAUUGUUCUCAUUCGAAUUCUUCCCACCCAGAACACAUGAUGGUGUGGACAAACUGUUUGAGCAGUUGGAUCAUAUGUCAAUCCAUAGUCCAGCUUACUGGGACAUCACCUGGAGAGAUUCUGCAGCCAAACUCAGCCUUGAAAUGGCCAAUGUGAUGCAAAACUUGUUCUCCAUUGAAACCAUGAUGCACCUAACCUGCACCAAGAUGCCUAUAGAGGAGAUAGAUCAUGCUCUUGACACCAUAAAGUCUCAAGGCAUCCACAAUGUUCUUGCCCUCCGUGGUGAUCCCCCUCUAGGCCAAGACAAGUUUGUUAAGACCGAAGGCGGGUUCGAAUGUGCCCUUGACCUAGUAACCCACAUUCGAAACAAGUAUGGUGACUACUUUGGCAUUACGAUUGCUGGUUAUCCGGAAGCUCACCCUGACGUGCCAAGGAAGGAUGAUGGUUUGCCUACAUUGGAAGGAUACCAAAAUGAUCUUGCUUACUUGAAGAAGAAGGUUGAUGCAGGAGGAGAUCUUAUCAUCACUCAACUAUUCUUUGAUACCGAUAUUUUUCUUAAAUUUGUGAAUGAUUGUAGACAAAUUGGAAUAACUUGUCCAAUUGUUCCAGGCAUUUUGCCAAUUAAUGACUAUAGGGGAUUCUUGAAGAUGACUAGCCUUUGCAAGACAAAGAUACCAACUGAAAUAACUGCUGCAUUGAAGCCUAUUAAGGAUAAUGAUGAAGCUGUUAGAGGGUAUGGAAUUCACCUUGUAACUGAGAUGUGUAAGAAGAUUUUGGCUCAUGGGAUCAAGACAUUGCACUUCUAUACAGUAAACAAGGAGAAACCAACAUUGUCUAUAUUAAUGAAUCUUGGGUUGAUUAGUGAGAUCAAAAUCUCAAGGCCAUUGACAGAAAAAAGGGAAGAUUUCGUAAGAAUUUCGUCGGAGUUGAAGAAGAUGCUUCGUCGUUGAUCGGAUUAAAGACAGUAUAAGGAGGAUAAUAAGGCGGCACCGCCACCGCCCGUUUACUGGAUAUGUUGUGUGGUUAUGGUCUCAAGUUCCUAACCAUUUUCUUAUUACUUCUGAUCAAUUAGGCCUAUAAGAACUUUGUGUAAUCUGUUUUAUAUGAUAAAUGGAUUCAGGUCUGUAGGAAAUCUAACCUAUCUAAGUGUGUUAAAUGGGAAUGGAAUGAAUCAAAGGCUUGUGUUUUGCUAAA
Molecule: messenger RNA, 1494 nt
Organism: Macadamia integrifolia
Lineage: Eukaryota; Viridiplantae; Streptophyta; Magnoliopsida; Proteales; Proteaceae
Product: methylenetetrahydrofolate reductase 1-like
Exons: 2
Coding region: 252-1250 (332 amino acids)
Biological process (GO): tetrahydrofolate interconversion
Cellular component (GO): cytosol
Molecular function (GO): FAD binding; methylenetetrahydrofolate reductase [NAD(P)H] activity
Source: RefSeq, a predicted model, not a curated record